Onychostoma macrolepis is the source of this 1526-nucleotide messenger RNA. RefSeq lists its product as uncharacterized. Gene Ontology annotation, cellular component: membrane raft; external side of plasma membrane. NCBI's taxonomy places the organism in Eukaryota, Metazoa, Chordata, Actinopteri, Cypriniformes, Cyprinidae. The transcript has 6 exons. Bases 339 to 1214 code for a protein of 291 amino acids. Gene Ontology annotation, molecular function: protein tyrosine kinase binding; MHC class II protein binding. Gene Ontology annotation, biological process: positive regulation of ERK1 and ERK2 cascade; interleukin-15-mediated signaling pathway; T cell activation. The record is from RefSeq and is a predicted model, not a curated record.
AUGCAAAAGGCUAAAAGGGUCUCUUAAGACAUAAAGUCUCAACGACCAUCAAGGAUCAUAAGCAGAUGUUACAGCUGUCAUCAGCCUAAUCUGGGUUCAGAGAUGGUCACUGCUGCAUUGUGUUCAAACUGAAUUCUCACAUAUUUCCAAACUAUUCACUAUUUUAGCCAGAAUAUGAUGACAAUUCAACACUUGUCCAUUAUGCAGCGAUAUACUGUCAGUCAAAUGCAGUUAGGGUCAGGGCUAAACACUCAGUUGGUCAUAUCAGAUUUAACAACCACAGGAAGGGUGGAAAGAGUUGCGAUAUACUGAAGAGGAAGACUUGACAGAAAGAGAAAAUGGCUGAUAAGUGUCAUUUGUAUCUGCUGGGACUGAUCUUUCUCUCUUCACUUCGCACAGGUUCCAGUGGAGUGGAUGAGACUCAUGUGUUCAUCAGUUCUGCUCAAAAUGUCCGUCUGCCCUGUAAUAAUGCUUUUCCUGACUGCAAAUCAACUACAUGGAACUAUAACAGAUUCAGACAUUCAGCAGCAGUUGAACUGAUUGCUUUAGGGAUGAAGAAAAACACCACGAGACAUGAGAUACUCAGUCUGGGGUCUGACUGCUCUCUGAACAUCAAGAACGUCACGAAAGAAGAUUAUGGCAUUUACACCUGCAAACAAUUUGUGAAUAACAAACAACUAAGAACUGAUGUUCGUGUUUAUCUGCAUGUUCUUCACGUCUCUUCAUCAUCAUCAUCCUCACAGACUGAGAUCAGUGCAGGCCGCUCUGUGACUCUCUCCUGUCAGUUGUAUUCAUUUGCUGGAGUCUCUUGUGAUGACUGGAUCCGUUCUGAGGGAAUUCAGCUGUUCUGGGUGAAUCAGACUGGUGUUACACUGACGAUAUCUGACUCCAGAUAUCAGAUAUCAGCUCCAGAUCACUGUAUCAGCACUCUGAAUACAACACUCCUGAAUGACGAUGACAACAGAGAGUGGAAAUGUGAAGUUACCCAAAGAAAUCAAGUUAAGACCACAUAUACUGUCAAGAGUUCAGAUCCAGCAGAAACUGAAGUCAGAAGCACUGCUGAAUCAUUAUUCAGAGUGAUUGUGAUUAUUGUUGAGUUCGCAGUGUUUGCUGCUCCUACUGUGAUUCUUCUUCAGAUCAUCUGUGCAAGAAGAGCUGGGAGGAAGAACUCGCAGCACUCAGAGGAAAUAGUGAUGAAUACAAUAUAUGAAUAAAAUGCUCUCUACAAAUAACAGCAAGAUUUAUCUUCAUCUCAAUGAUAUUAUGAAUAUUUUCAUGCAGCUUUCAGUGAUAUUUGCUCCGUACACUGUACUGAAUUCCUUAAAUUUAAUAUUAAAUACAGUGAUCAACAGAGCAAGACAGGUAUCUUUAAUAAACAUGAAUAAUUAUUACAGAAAUCAUAAUAAAAAUACAUGGUAAUUUUCUAACGCUGAUUCAUCUAAUCAUUACAUUAAACUUUUUACACAAGGUUUUAAAUGUUGUAAUAGUCCAUUUUAACUGAUAAUUCUGUCUAACUGAUUGUCUUC